This is a messenger RNA of Octodon degus (degu), 924 nucleotides long. RefSeq names its product galectin-9-like. Gene Ontology annotation, biological process: positive regulation of gene expression; negative regulation of CD4-positive, alpha-beta T cell proliferation; negative regulation of type II interferon production. The transcript is spliced from 4 exons. Gene Ontology annotation, cellular component: nucleus; cytosol. The coding region runs from base 25 to 447 and encodes 140 amino acids. The record is from RefSeq and is a predicted model, not a curated record. Lineage: Eukaryota; Metazoa; Chordata; Mammalia; Rodentia; Octodontidae. Gene Ontology annotation, molecular function: carbohydrate binding; galactoside binding.
GGAGGCCACACAGGUGGAUUAGAGAUGGAUUGCUGCAAAAUGUCACACCAGCUUCCUCACCAUGUCUCCAUCCCAGGUGGGCUGUACCCAUUCAGGGUCAUCACUGUGUCUGGCAUUGUCCUGCAGAAUGCUAAGAGAUUCUACAUCAACUUUUGCACGGAGAGUGAUAUCGCCUUCCACUUCAACCCUCGAUUUGAUGAGAAUACUGUGGUCCGGAACACUGAGAUCCAGGGUGUCUGGGGGACAGAGGAGCGAAGCCUGCCCUUCAACAUGCCCUUCAGACAAGGACACAGCUUCACGGUGUCGAUCACAUGUCAAGCUGAGUGCUACAGUGUGAGGGUGGAUGACCAACACCUGCUGGAUUACGCCCACCGCCUGAAAGGCCUGCAGGCCAUUGGUCACUUAGAGGUGGGGGGUGAUCUUGAGCUUUCUAAAGUGAGUGUCUAAGCAGCCUCCCUGGCUGGUGCAGCGCUGUCUGCACCUUCUCCAGCUCCUCUUCCAUUCCCUGCUCCAGCUUCUGGAACCCUGACCUCUGAGGUAGGCUGCCCCUCCCUGUAACAGCAGGCAAAGCCCAGUUCUUUUCCUCUUGCAUAGUGGGGCUCCUGAGACUGCUGAGCCCCCAGCAAAGGCCCACGCUAUAUAUAGCUCUCAAUUGUCCUCCCACCCUCUGUGCAAUGCCUCUUGGGUCCCAGGCCACAGCUGUGCACUGCAGUGAUGAGGGGACCUGCACAGCCUUCCCCAACCCAAUCUUAUGACCUUAAUCUAUCUCCUUGGCUUUGCACCCUGCUGUCCCCAGCCCCUCUGGGAAGGCUGCUUGGUGACAUCGUGCUGGCUUCUCCCAGCCCACCAGAACUUUGUCAGACAGGCUGCUUCCUUUCCUGGAAAAUUUAAAAUAAAGAGAAUACUGUCCUGCUGGUACCGUGA